GUAGAUUGGAUACAUGGCUCACACAAAUGAAUCAGUGGUGUUGGAGUUUGUGCUUCUGGGACUCACUAACUCUUGGGAACUUCAGCUUUUCCUUUUUGCCAUCUUCUCCAUCGUGUAUGUGACGUCGGUGCUGGGCAACACCAUGAUUAUUGUCAUCAUUGCCUCUGACUCCCGUUUGAACUCUCCUAUGUACUUCCUGCUCGGUAAUCUUUCUUUCAUUGAUAUCUGCCAGUCUAACUUUGCCACCCCUAAGAUGCUUGUGGACUUUCUUGUCGAGCACAAAACUAUCUCCUUUGAGGGCUGCAUGGCCCAGAUAUUCCUUCUUCAUAGUUUUGUUGGGAGUGAGAUGAUGUUACUUGUAGCUAUGGCAUAUGACAGAUUUAUUGCCAUCUGUAAGCCCCUACACUAUAGCACCAUUAUGAGUCACAGACUAUGCAUUAUUUUUGUGUUUAUCUCCUGGGCUGUGGGUAUUCUUCAUUCGGUGAGCCACUUGGCUUUUACAGUGGAUCUGCCCUUCUGUGGCCCCAAUGAGGUAGACAGCUUCUUUUGUGACCUCCCUCUGGUGAUAGAGUUGGCUUGCAUGGAUACUUACAAAAUAGAAAUUUUGACCCUAACUAACAGUGGCCUCAUAUCCCUGGGCUGUUUCUUGGCUUUAAUUAUUUCCUAUACUGUCAUUUUGAUCACUGUCCACCGCUGGUCCUCCAGUGGGUCAUCCAAGGCACUUUCUACAUUGACUGCCCACAUCACAGUGGUGAUUCUUUUCUUUGGGCCUUGCAUUUAUUUCUACAUAUGGCCUUUUAGCAGACAUUCUGUGGAUAAGUUUCUUUCUGUGUUCUACACUGUUUGUACACCCCUGUUAAACCCCAUCAUCUACUCUCUGAGGAAUGAAGAUGUUCAAUCAGCUAUGCACAAGUGGAGAAACCGUCAUGUGAACUCCUGGAAAUACUAAGGAUCACCAUGAAGGAACAUAACCUUAAAUGGAAAUGAAGAGCCCCAACUGGAACGCAGCACUGUGUCAAUUAUUUUUUGUAA
This is a messenger RNA of Sus scrofa (pig), 1032 nucleotides long. The record is from RefSeq and is a predicted model, not a curated record. Lineage: Eukaryota; Metazoa; Chordata; Mammalia; Artiodactyla; Suidae.